AUUUUUCCUCCCCUUCUUCCCUCCAGCUGAGCACGGGCUCUUGGGCAAGCUGCUGGUGUUUGCUGGCUGGUCUUUGUCCAAGCAUGUCACGUGGGCGCCAGCUCAUUUGCAUGCCUGGCUUAAUGAGCUUAGCAUGCGCUGCUCCGCUUCUCCGUGUUGUUGUUGUGCUCGUUAGUUUGUGGUGAGCAAGAGGACAAACGUCAGGACAGGACCUCCUCUGCUUCGCUGGACCCUCUAGCGGUCUCUCCUCCCUCACUUCAACGCCCACUCGCCCCCCUGCCCCCCUGCCCCCAGUCUCUCUAUCGCUGUGUCCCAAAGCUUUGACCAGCCUGCUUUGGCGCUGGAUCAGCUCUCACGUGGCUUCCUUUCUUCAGCGGGAACUUUGCUUUACCCCAAAAUGCACCAGAAGUCCUGGACUUGCAGUCACCUGACCCAUGUCAGGUUCUGCAGCCAAGUGUCCCAGUUGAGGAAGCGAUUCGAAGGUCUGCCCAGGAGCACCAGUGACUGGGAAAUGAACAGAAAGGAGCGCAAUGCUCGCCGAUUGGAGGGCAUCGAGGGGGAGGUGCAUCCAGCCGUCCUGCCCACCCUGGUGGCCAAGCGACUUUGGGAAGAGGAUCCACCACCAUACACCCGAGCGUCUGAUCCCUGUCAACCUUGUGUUGGUCCAGUACACAGGUACGGCACAGAGGGAUUUGGAAGGCCAGACAUGCAGACCAUGGCUCCAGAGCAGUCCCAAGCCGCCAAUCACACCGGGCACGUCUGCGCUUCAUCUUCCACCAAAGCCGCUCCAGAGUUAGAGUCCAAAGCUGAACGCAUCGCUCGCUACAAGGCGGAGAGGCGGCGGCAGCUAGCGGAGCGCUACGGCAUCACCUUGGACCAGGAGCCAGAGGUGGACCAUCCGUCCCGCUACAGUCAUCCUCGGAAGGAGUCGGAGGACUCAGAGAGGCGUAACAAAGAGAAGCUUGUUGGGGAAGAAGAUGGCCGUGAAGUCUCUAUGGAUUCAUACGCCCUGACCCACAGCCCACGCAGGGGGCGGACUGUGCCCCAGCCGGGUGAUGACCCCGAAAUGGGUCGAACCAGAGCGGCCUUGUUCUCAGAGAGGGAGCGACUCAUGAACCUGGAGAAUCGGCGCAGGGGAGCGGCUCACGGCUCCUCCUAUUCCGCCUACAUGGACACCGUGGCGCCUGCCAAGCCGCCGAGCUCACCCAAGCAGAGCAAACGCCCGUCUGUGGCCGCACCGAAACACGCUUCCUCCCCUGGCGACCUCCUCAUGGGGCAGCAGGCCCACAACAUCCUCAGCAGACACGGAAGCAGAGUUAGGGAGAAGCUUGCGAAGGAAGGAGGACCCCAGAGGCGCUCAGGUCUAGGAAGUGCCGCUGAGGCUACGGUGUACCGCAGACAGUUUCAGCCACCUACACUUCACUACGCAGAUCCAGCAGUUCCUCAGCAGGCCCAUCGUCAGCCUCAUGCUCCGCACAUGCACGGCAGGCAUCCGGGAGGACGGGAUGGGGGUGCUUCUCCCAGUUAUCUGUCCAUGACCUCUGCCGUGGCAUCCAGAGCAGAGCAGCUCCCAGAUGAAGAAAGCAAGGAGUCGGGCGCUAUAGAGACAGAGGGUCUCCUGAGGAGUAGGAAAGCGGUGCUGCCCUCAGAGGUCCGCCGCAGGGAGAGGAGCACGGAGGACCCACGCAGAGGAAAAGGAGAAGAUGAGAUGUCUGCUGAAACAGAAGACCCAGCAAGGAGAAGUCAGAGAGGCGGAAGGCAAACAGCUGAGCCAUCCAAACACAUCCACAGCCGCCAGCGAGCAGGCCCCGGCGGGCCCGGAGAGACGGACGAUGCCGUUGAUGUCCACAAAGGCGCGUCUGUCGGCCACAUCCGACGCAAAGCGCCACCCAGCCAGCCCGCGUGGGAAUCUGGUGAUCAAGAAGACCUCCAUGAACACGUUGAAGAUCCCCGGCAGCUGAAGAAAAGGAAGGAAGACGUUCCUCGGGACGGCCUCGUGUCUGUGGCCCAGCUCCGACAUUCUUACAUGGAAAGCACCACCACGCCGCCGAGCACGUGCAAAGCCGAGCUGUCCCGUCUGAGGUCAGCAUUCGCUUGGGGUGAAGCUGAGGAGGAACAGCUGGAUGAGCGGGCCAAGCUGAGCGUGGCGGCCAAGCGUUCACUCUUCAGGGAGUUGGAGAAAAAUCUGGUGGGAGCUGCUAAGCCGCGCUCCAGGAACGCUGCAGUGGAGCGCCGGCUAAGACGGACACAAGACCGAUCCAGAACUCAACCCGUCACCACUGAGGAGGUGGUCAUCGCCGCCACCCUGCAAGCGUCAUCGCAUCACAAGGGCGCCGCACAGGAGCCGGGGGCCCGGCCGCCCCCGGACACCCACAUGGAGACGAGAGAGGAGGGCGGGGGCCAAGGGGAGCCCGACCACUGCACGCUCAGCCUGGCCGAGAAGAUGGCGCUGUUCGACCGACUGGCUCAGCCCCCAACCGGGGCCACGCGCUCCAGGGGGGGCACACGCCAGCGCAGGAGCAACACCCGCUACCAGACUCAACCCAUCACGUUGUGUGACAUGGAGCAGCUGGAAGGUCAACAGCUCCCCUCCCCCUCGUCUGGUGUGCCAAGACAAGGCGACACGAUGUCCGCUGACCACGCAGGAGACGCCCACGUGAGCAGCCCCGACGGCACGACCCGGACCCCCCUGGACGCGGCGGAGCGCCACAGGCAGCCUCAUCCCGUAUCGCCACAGGAAGAGGACGCAACAGAGGUGUCGGGGAGGAAGAGGAGGCUGCUGUCUCCCGAGGACGACGGCAGACGAGCGGAGGAUGAGAGCCUGGUGGCGCUGGAAGGGAGGAAGAAGAUUUCUCCGAGGGAGGAAGUGCGGCACGCUGCCAGCCCCACGAGCCAAACGUUGAAUGGCGAGCUGGCCGAGCCCGCCGGGGUGCGACCCAGGGCGGCAUCCAUGUCAUCCAAAGGCGUUUACCGGCCGCCGCCGGCAGACACGCACUCGGCGUGCGGUGAACUAGUAGGCGACAUGUGUGACGCCAUGACGGCCAAACACAUGUCCGUCAAAGAGAGGGUGGCGCUGCUGAAGAAGAGCGGCGAGGAGGACUGGAGGAACCGGAUCAAUAAGAAGCAGGAUGCGGUCAAGGCGGCUGUAGGUGACCCCUACGCUCACCCGUGGGAGGUGGAACAGAGCUUCAACAAGAAGAGAAUCACGGAGCCUGGCAUGGAGUCGCAGAGGAUGGGGGCUCAGAUGUCCAUCCAGGAGAGGAAGGAGCACAUGGAAGCUCAAGAAGACGCCUGGAGGUCCAAAGGCCAAGGAGCUGCCAACGACUCCACCCAGUUCACCGUGGCUGCACGCAUGCUGCAGAAAGGGUCGGGCUCCCCGUCCGCCCCGCGGUCCUCCAUGUCCAAACCCAAGAGCAGCAGCCCUGCCGUCUCCAAGCCACAAGAAGACCUCACCGCCACGCCACAUCUCAAGAUGGAGUCAGACAGGAAGUUGGAUAAGCUGGAGUCGUUCCUCAGCAAGAUCAACAGUAAAGCACCGCCAGACACCAUCGUCACGGUAACGGAGAAGAAGAUAAAGGAAGUGAUGGCCCUGGAAGAUGAGAUCUUUUCCAACUUCUACCGCCAAGUGGAGGAGCUGCCGUCCACCACCAGCAAGGUGGCGCUGGUGGACGACUUUGACGCCAUCUUUGGGCCACAGCUUCCAAAGUUGACAUCGGAGAUGGUGCGGCACAAGAGAGCCGUGAGGCCCACACGGAACGUAGCGCCGUCGAAGAACCCACUGAAGACGCUCGCUGCCAGAGAGGACAUCCGACAUGGAUACACGGAACGCCGCCUCAACGUCGGCCUGCUGGAAAGCAGGAGGAUGAAAGCGGAAAAAGCCAACAAGAACUGCACCUUAUCUGACGCGGCCUUGGCUGGUCUCGCCAGCAGCGAGAACUUUGGCAGCAUCAGCCUACGCAGCGUGGACAUCUCUGAGCAGACGUCCAGCAGCAGCGCCGUGCCCUACAAGAACGUCAUGCUGCUGCAUGUCAAAGGUCGACGGCACAUCCAGACCAGGCUAGUGGAGCCCAGAGCGUCGUCCUUGAACAGCGGCGACUGCUUCCUGCUCAUCACGCCGCAGCGCUGCUUCGUCUGGAUGGGAGAGUUUGCCAACGUGAUCGAGAAGAACAAGGCUUCAGAGUUGGCCAACUUCAUCCAGAACAAGAAAGAUCUGGGUUGCCGUGCCGACGGCGUGCAGGUCCUUGAAGAGGGCGUUGACCCUCAAAGCCACGCUGCCGAGGAGUUCUGGAAGAUCCUGGGAGGCCAUGCCACUUACCAGCCGGCAGGAACGGCGGAUGAAGACGAGCUUUACGAGGGUGCCAUCAUUGAGACCAACUGUGUUUACCGACUGGCGGACAACAAACUGGUGCCAGACGACGACUUUUGGGCCAAGAUACCUCGCUGUUGUUUACUGACGGCGAAGGAGGUUCUGGUGUUUGACUUUGGGAGCGAGAUGUACAUCUGGCACGGGAAGGAAGUCACGCUGGCGCAGAGGAAGGUGGCCUUCCAGCUGGCCAAGCACCUGUGGAAUGGAACCUUCGACUACACCAACUGUGAUAUCAACCCCCUGGACCCGGGAGAGUGCAACCCGCUCAUUCCCAAGAAAGGACGGGGCCGCCCUGACUGGGCGGUGUUUGGCAGACUGAGCCAUCACAACGAAACCAGCUUGUUUAAGGAGAAGUUCUUGGACUGGAGCGAAUGCAGGAGAACAUCCUGGCCCACCAAGACCAGCAGCAACGCCAAGGGGCGGCCCACCUCGGAUCAGCCCCAUGCGUACGACGCCGCCCUCAUGAUGCCCCUCCCCCAGCUGUCCGUCUGCACCGUCGUGGAUGGCCUGAACGUGGGUCGGGGGUACGGGCUGGUGGACGGGGAGGACGGGCGGUGCUACGAGGUCCGCACGCUGGUCGUGGAGGUCUGGCACAUCCUGGAGUUCGACUACAGCCGCCUACCGCGCCAGAGCGUGGGCCAGUUCCACGAGGGCGACGCCUACGUGGUGAAGUGGAAGUACGCGGUCGGCACCGCAGUCGGGAAGCGGCAGAACCCGGAGCAGCUCAAGACAGCGGGGCCCGGGAAGGAGAAGUGCUGCUACUUCUUCUGGCAGGGACGCAAUUCCACGGUCAGCGAGAAGGGAACGUCGGCGCUCAUGACCGUGGAACUGGACGAGGAGCGAGGGGCCCAGAUUCAAGUCCUGCAGGGAAAGGAGCCUCCGUGUUUCCUGCAGUGCUUCCAAGGAGGCAUGAUCAUCCACGCUGGGAAGAGGGAAGAAGACCAGGAGACCUCGCAGAGUGACUGGCGGCUGUACUGCGUGCGAGGGGAGGCUGAGCCGGAGAGCCACCUGGUGGAGGUGGUGUGCCACUGCAGCAGCCUGCGCUCCAGGGUCUGCUUGGUGCUGCUGAGCGUCGCCAGGGCCCUCAUCUACCUGUGGCACGGCUGCAAGGCGCUGGAGCACACACGGAGGGUGGCGCACGCCGCCGCCAGCUGGAUCCAACACCAUUGUCCUCUAGAAGCAGGUCUUCACAGCAGCAGCAAGGUGAGCGUUUGGGACUGCGAUGAGGGAGCAGAGCCUUUGGAAUUCUGGGAAGCCCUCGGCAGGAGAGACAGGAAAGCGUACGACUGCAUGCUGCAAGACCCUGGCAAGUUCAACUUCACGCCUCGUCUCUACCAGCUGAGCAGCAUUUCAGGGGACUUUGUUGCCGUGGAGUUCCUCUACCCCGCCCGGGACCCCAAGGGGGUCAACCCCAUGCCCUUCCUGCAGGAAGACCUGUACUCUGCAUCCCAGCCCGCAUUGUUCCUGGUGGAUAACCACCACGAGGUCUACCUGUGGCAGGGCUGGUGGCCUCGGGACAGUGAAGGUACCGGCUCGGCCCGAAUACGCUGGGACUUGGACAGGAAGUGUGCCAUGGAGACGGUGCUGCAGUACUCUAAAGAAAAGAAUGGAAAAAAGCCCCCAAAGGCGUAUCUGAUCCACGCCGGGCUGGAGCCGCUCACCUUCACCAACAUGUUCCCCAGCUGGGAGCACCGAGAGGACAUCGCCAACAUCACCGAGCGGGAGGCAGAGGUGUGUAACCAGAUCAUCCUGGUGGAAGACGUGUUGGCCAGACUGUGCCAGACCACAUACCCACUGGAUGAUCUCCUCGCCCGGCCGCUGCCGGAAGGCGUGGACCCCCUCCGCCUGGAGGUCUACCUGUCGGACCAGGACUUCCAGAAAGGCCUGGAGAUGACCAGGGAGGAGUACGAGCGUCUGCCAGCAUGGAAGCAAACCAACGUGAAGAAGAGCAAAGGACUUUUCUAGUUUCAUGGAUUCUGGACUUGGCUCUCCGAGGAUGGAAGCUGUGGCAGAUGUUGGUGGUCUGAAGGUCAUUUCCAGUCAGCAUAUACGUAUAUGCCUACAUACGUAUAUGCGUACAUACGUAUAUGCGUAUAUGCAUACAUAAGUAUAUGCCUACAUACGUAUAUGCGUACAUACGUUGUUGCAAAAUGUCACCAUGGAAGAGCCGCAGGUUUUGGACGUGAUGACCAACUCCAUGGAGGUGGUUUCCACUUUGUGUACAGUUUAUACUCGCACUUUUGGCCUAGACAAAUAAACCCGAAAAGAA
Molecule: messenger RNA, 6635 nt
Organism: Doryrhamphus excisus (bluestripe pipefish)
Lineage: Eukaryota; Metazoa; Chordata; Actinopteri; Syngnathiformes; Syngnathidae
Source: RefSeq, a predicted model, not a curated record